UUCCGCAGCGGCGCCGGCGCGGCCCGAGCGCGGCUGCCGCCCCUGAGCCAUGUUGCGCGGCCUGGGCAGCUGGCUGGGGCUGGAGCGGGCGGGCGAGGAGCAGCUGCUGCCCGCCGGCAAGAGGAGCGGCCCCGCGGAGCAGGAGCUGCAGGAGGAGGAGGCGGAGGCAGGGCCGGCCGAGCAGGAGCAGGGCGAGCUGCAGGGGGACUCGGAAGCGCUGCUUAGCCAGGCCAAAGGAUUCGGCAGUUACCUCUUCAAUUUUGCCUCUGCUGCUACAAAAAAGAUAUCUGAGUCUGUUGCUGAAACAGCACAGACAAUAAAGAAGUCUGUAGAAGAAGGAAAAAUUGACAGUAUCAUCGAUAAGACAAUUAUUGGAGAUUUUCAGAAGGAACAGAAGAAAUUUGUCCAAGAGCAGCAAACCAAAAAAUCAGAAGCAGCAGUGCCUCCCUGGGUAGACAGCAAUGAAGAAGAGACAAUUCAACAACAAAUACUGGCCUUAUCAGCAGAUAAACGGAAUUUUCUGCGAGACCCUCCGGCAGGUGUGCAGUUUCAUUUUGACUUUGAUCAAAUGUACCCUGUUGCACUGGUCAUGUUACAAGAAGAUGAGCUUCUCAAUAGGAUGAGGUUUGACCUUGUUCCCAAACAUGUAAAGGAGGAGGUGUUCUGGAGAAAUUAUUUCUACAGGGUGUCCCUAAUUAAACAGUCUGCACAACUCACCGCACUUGCAGCUCAACAGCAAGCAGCAGGAAAGGAAGAGAGCAAAGGCAGAGAAGAGGAUAGUGAACUGAAAGAAACAGUACGGCCAAAAACACCGCCUGUUACAAUAAAGCCUCAAAUAAAAUCACAAGAGGAUGAGGAAGAGAUUUCCACUAGUCCGGGUGUAUCAGAAUUUGUGAGUGAUGCUUUUGAUUCUUGUAAUCUGAAUCAGGAAGAUCUAAGAAAAGAAAUGGAACAACUAGUGCUAGACAAAAAGAAAGAAGAGACUUCAGCAGUAGAAGAAGAAACUGCUGAUUGGGAGAAGGAAUUGCAACAAGAGCUUCAAGAGUAUGAGGUGGUGACAGAAUCAGAAAAGCGUGAUGAAAACUGGGAUAAAGAAAUAGAAGAAAUGCUGCAAGAAGAAAAUUAAGCAUUUUCACAAAAUCACUAUAACCCAAAGCUCUUUCAGAGGACUGGCAUGGAUUUCUGCUUUCAUAUUUUGCUUACAAAAAUAUCUUCAGAAGACAUAAAAGAAUCUAAAGUCAUUAUAAUUCCAUAUGGGAAUACAACCAAUAUUUCUGUUCUUUAUAUGAGCAGUUUCUGAACUUCUAUAUUCUUCAAAAGAAAAAAAAGAGGAGACAGAUACUGCAGGUUAUAAUUAAAAGUGAUUGCAUUAAUAUAUGAAGCAGUGGUUCAGUUUGAGGCAUUUGUAGGUGACCAAGGAGCUCUUCAAAGAGAUGUCUAAGUCUAAGAACUGCAGUUUGUUCUGUCUGCAGCCUUCUGUUUGGGAUGUAAAAAUGGAUGUUGUAAGUAACUUAGUUCUUUGCAACAAUUCUCUCUUGACAUUUGCACUCUGAUCUCUGUAUAAUCUGUAAAUGUGUACUAUUUUUAAGGUACUUGUAGUUGGCAGAUUUCACAUGUAUUUAACUUCCUCAAUGUAUGUAGCCAAAGAAUUUAUAGAAAACACUAUCGAAUAACUUUCAAGGAUUUGGUAAAAUAUACUAGUGCAGAUUCCAAAAGAAACUGAUUAUUUAUCAGUCAGGCAGCAAACAUGUAAGCAUUUAAAUUAGGAUAGAGUUAGUAACUGCUUGAAUUAAAUUUGGGUUUGUUAAUCCUAUUGAGAUACUGCCUUUCCCCACAGAGAGAAAUGGUUUAAUGUGUUCUUUCUGCAGCAGGCUGUUCUGUUUCCAUUUAUUUUUACUGUCUGAGCUAAAAGCAAAUUAAAUGCUUUUCCUUCUUUUAAGUGCUGAAAAAUUUAUGUAAAAACUUUCACUGGUUUGGACAUCUUUAUUAAAUACUGUAAAUAUGUAUAAAA
Messenger RNA from Catharus ustulatus (Swainson's thrush), 2011 nucleotides. It is a transcript of the gene SYAP1, whose product is annotated as synapse associated protein 1. Gene Ontology annotation, cellular component: synapse; cytoplasm. The record is from RefSeq and is a predicted model, not a curated record. NCBI's taxonomy places the organism in Eukaryota, Metazoa, Chordata, Aves, Passeriformes, Turdidae. The transcript is spliced from 9 exons. Bases 50 to 1126 code for a protein of 358 amino acids.